AUUUAUUGGAUUUUAUUAAACACUGAUUAUAUUUUCACAUAUACUGUAAAAUUUUUGUAAAAUAUUUUUAAAACAACUCUAAAAUACUCAUCUAAAAAAUUAUAUGCAAAUAUACUAGUACUAGUGGUCAAUAGAGUGGCAGAUGUGUACACAUGCAAUUUGGGACUGUGUAUGUAAUAAAAAAAAUUUUGAGAAAAAAUGGAGCAAAAUAAUUCCCCUGAUGUUAAAAGAUACUUAGGGGUAGAUAUUGAUGGUACAUUUUAUGUAGAAGAUCCUGAAAAAUUUAAGAAUAACAUCGAGGCUUUUAAAAACCUGAAAUCGAAGAAUAUCGUUCCCUUUUUCUGUACAGGUAGGGUUCGUCUUAGUGCCAUGAAGGUUGUCGGUGAUGACUUUCAGGGUGAGACUGGAUACAACGGCUAUCCUGGUGUUUAUGCCAAUGGAGCACUGGUUUACGACUCUGAUGGAAACAUAAUAAGUCAUUCACAUUUUUCUGAAGAAUUUCUCAGAAAAUUUGUAAAAUACAUUAUCGACAAUAAUCUGGAUGACAUCACAAUUUUUAAAGGAGCCGAUAAGUUCUUUAUUAUCAAAGAUUUAAGGGAAGAGUUCAAAAGUUAUCCUAAAAGCAAAAAUAUGGAUAAUUUGAUUCUAAUUACUCCAGAAGAAAUAGUAAAAGAGAAAGUAUUGGGAAUACUUCUGAGUAACAAUGCCAAUCUAGAUGAUUUGCCCAGUAAAUUGUCAUGUAAAAUGUGCACUAACGAUAGAACCUAUCAGAUAAGCUCUGAAAAUGUAACAAAAGCCUACGGAGUUGAAAGAUUGCUGAAUUAUUUGGGAGUUUCACCUGACCAAUGUUCAUUUAUUGGUGAUGGAGAUAACGAUAUAGAAGUGUUAAAAUAUUGUAAACUAUCUUAUGCAGUGGGAAAUGCAAACAAUGCAGUGAAAAUGGCUGCGAAAACUGUUUUAAAUGAAAGUUAUGAUCAGGGUGCUUUUGAAAAGGCUGUACAGCUUGUUUCUUCAUCCUGAUUUCAUAAAUCUUCCUCUAAAUUUCAUAUAUACAUA
Theileria parva strain Muguga is the source of this 1056-nucleotide messenger RNA. Its product is annotated as haloacid dehalogenase-like hydrolase family protein. The record is from RefSeq and is a predicted model, not a curated record. Bases 199 to 1020 code for a protein of 273 amino acids. Lineage: Eukaryota; Apicomplexa; Aconoidasida; Piroplasmida; Theileriidae. Gene Ontology annotation, cellular component: cytosol. The transcript is spliced from 2 exons. Gene Ontology annotation, molecular function: magnesium ion binding; phosphatase activity.